AUGAUACUUUCAGAAUGUUGGGGUGAUGAACCAGAUAAACGUCUAGCUAUGGAUCUAUCAAGGGCCCCUGAUUGUGAUGAUUGGAACCGCGUCGUGAUAAUUGAAGUGAUAUCUACUAAGUUUACUAGUAUUAAAAUGGCCAAAGUGUACAUGGAACAAGUAAUAACUAUGAAAAGACAUUCAUUAACGGCGUCAGAGCCUAAUCACAUAUUAGCGCAAUAUUUGCUGCAAAAACCUGUUCCACCUUUUAAAAAGUAG
This is a messenger RNA of Funneliformis mosseae, 258 nucleotides long. NCBI's taxonomy places the organism in Eukaryota, Fungi, Glomeromycota, Glomeromycetes, Glomerales, Glomeraceae. The record is from the annotation of a GenBank genome assembly.